Clupea harengus (Atlantic herring) is the source of this 1663-nucleotide messenger RNA. It is a transcript of the gene uqcc1, whose product is annotated as ubiquinol-cytochrome c reductase complex assembly factor 1. NCBI's taxonomy places the organism in Eukaryota, Metazoa, Chordata, Actinopteri, Clupeiformes, Clupeidae. Gene Ontology annotation, cellular component: mitochondrion. The record is from RefSeq and is a predicted model, not a curated record. Gene Ontology annotation, biological process: mitochondrial respiratory chain complex III assembly.
UUACACACUGGGAAUGUGUUGGCGCACACUGUUUCAGCACGGAAAGCUUAAGCUGUGGGACAGAUUCCUUUGACAUUGCAGGAGAAGAGGAGGGACAAUAUUGGUGUUACCAAACGUGUUACGCUGUCGCUGUAAUCAAUACGCGUAAUUGUUGACCGCUUCAAAGUUGCAAUAUUAAAAUAUUGUAACUGUUAGCGGGAUAAUGUAUCGGCGACCAUUACAGUACGCCGUCAGGAACAUUUUAAGCGUUUCAGCAUCCAAGGCCACUCUCGGAAAGGCAGUAGAUCAAGAUGGUUGUCUCAAAGCUUUAGUUGUUGCUGCCACCAUCCCCUCCUCCCAGACACAAUGCAGGAUCUUGCACAGCAGUAGACAGCUUUAUUCGGUAAAAGAAACCCCGCAGGCCACAGAGGAGGAAGUGGGGUCCUUCACCAAGCUUAUUGAGGCCUUGGGCUUCACAGGACCUCUCAAAUACAACAAAUGGAAAAUAAAGAUUGCUGCCCUGCGAAUGUACACAUGCUGUGUAGAGAGAAUCAACUACGAUGAUUUUUUUGAAAAGUGCUCCCUCCCUGACACGCUCAACUCCUGGUUCCUGGUGGCGCAGCUCCAUGUCUGGAUGUGUCUGGUGCGAAUGCGUCAGGAGGGCCGAGAGGGGAAGUAUAUGUGUCGCUACAUCGUCCAUUCCAUGUGGGAGGAUGUGGAACAGAGAAGCAAGAUCAUGGGGAUUGAUGCCAUACAUAGGAAAGAGGCCAUGAGAUCCAUGACGGAGAAUUUCUACGCUGCUAUUUUUGGAUACGAUGAGGGAAUCCUGUCUGAGGAUACUGUGCUGGCUGCCGCCCUAUGGAGAAACGUGUUUAAUCGACAGUGCGAGGACCCACAGCAGCUAGAGCUCAUAGUAGAAUACGUCCGCAAACAGAUGCAGUUCAUUGAUGCGUUGGAUGGUGAAGACCUGCUGCUGACAGGAGAGGUGAAGUGGCGCCCCCUGGUGGAAGAAAAUGCUCAGAGCAUCCUGAAGGUCGCUUCGCCUACUUACAAUGACACCGGCCUCUGAAGCCCUGCCUCCCGGCCUCCUCUCCCCGCUCACAAUCCCCACCCGUCGCUCUCUCUUUCUCUCUCUCUCUCUCUCUGGAGACUACAGACAAGAUGGCCAUCAGGCAUCAAGAAACACACACACACACGCUCUCUCUCUCUCUCUCCUCAUCUCUUUACUUUCUCUGUCUUUUUCUGUCUUCUCUGUAUCUCUCUCUCUCUCUCUCUCUCUCUCUCUCUCUCUCUUUUUUUCUUUCUACUCUUAACAACUCAAUUUAUAGCCCCAUGAAGCAACUGACUUGUCAGGGAACACCUGUAAACACAGGGCUCCCAUAAGUGUUGAGAGUGUGGAGGAACUCUUACCAGAACUAUAUAUGUAUGUUUUUGCACUGUCCUUUUCUGUAUUGCAAAAGGAUGUUCUGUAUUUAUAUGUCUCUUUCUUUUACUGAUGCCAUAUUUAUAAGAGUUCUGUUUAGUUCUUAAAGAAUCUCUCACAUGUCCUGUUUUUUUUUCGGUGCAAAGAUUCCGUCUUCCUCCCCCUCUCACUGCAUUAUGGGAAAUGUCUGUGUUGUCACAGAUGCUGUUCAACAAUGGGGCUUCAGUUUUAACUCGAAUAAAAAUGUUCUCUGGUUCUGUA